Molecule: messenger RNA, 872 nt
Organism: Quercus robur (English oak)
Lineage: Eukaryota; Viridiplantae; Streptophyta; Magnoliopsida; Fagales; Fagaceae
Product: 17.5 kDa class I heat shock protein-like
Exons: 1
Coding region: 167-631 (154 amino acids)
Biological process (GO): response to salt stress; response to hydrogen peroxide; protein complex oligomerization
Source: RefSeq, a predicted model, not a curated record
CCCAUGUACGUACACUUGGCGAAAGCUCUGGAAACUAGAAAGAGAAUUUCUUCGCGAAAGUUGUUCCAUAAUUGAAGCAAUCCUUCGCUUCUGCAAAGUUCUACUUCCACUCAUAUCUGCUUUACCUUCUGCAAUUCUCAUCUCCAUUUUGACCAAUUCAGCAAACAUGUCGAUUGUCCCAGUCAGUGACCAAGAAAGAAGUGUCUCCAAUUCCAACAAUUCCACCCAAGACCUUUGGGACCCUUUGGCCUCAGACCUCUCGAACUGGGACCCAUUCAGCGAUUUUCGUUUCCCUUCUCCAUUACACUCGCUCUCCACUUUCUUCUCCCCUCACUACUCUCCUUUUGGUGCUUCUGUGAACACCAGGCUCGAUUGGAGGGAAACCCCGAGAGCCCACGUGUUGAAGCUUAGUGUUCCGAACGAGGACGUGUUGGUUGAGCUCCAAGAUGAUCGAGUCCUCCAGGUCAGUGUCGAGAGCGGCAACUUCAUGAGCAGGUUCAAGAUCCCAGACAAUGGCUUCAUUGAGCAACUGAAGGCGUCCAUGCAUAAUGGGGUUCUCACUGUCAUUGUUCCCAAAGUGGAGGCCAGUACUAGUAGACCCAAUAUCAGGGUAAUCGAUAUCUCUGGCUAAAUUGGAGGUCUUUCUUUUGUCUCUCGUUGUGUGUGUGCGUGUGAUUAGCGGUGGAGUGGUAAUGGGUCGUCGGAAACUCUUGAGUUAUUGUAUAGUAUGAAGGUGUUUGAUAUAAUGCGUCUAAAGUAAUUGUGUGUGUGUUUGAUAGUUGAGUCGGUUACUGUAAUAUUAAGGUGAACUUUGUGUAUCUUGGAAUGGUCGUUGGUGUAAAGGAAAUAAUUAAAUAAAUAAUGUUCUCAAA